UUCGGCUCUGCUAUAUAUGCCGCGCGCACUGAACGCGUAGCAGACUCAAAUUAUCUUCUUACCUAGCUCACCGAGAUCGAUCUAUCAAUAGCCGCCAGUAAAUGGGGAGUGCGAGGGUGCCGGCCGGCGACGUGAACCUGGACCUGGGGCUCGUCCACCUGACGGCAGCGGCCGUGAGGCAUCCGCGGACGGCACCGCCGGUGGCCGCCAUGGACGAGGGCGACCGGACCUUCUCGUGCACCUACUGCCGGCGCAAGUUCUACAGCUCGCAGGCGCUGGGCGGCCACCAGAACGCGCACAAGCUCGAGCGCAGCCUCGCCAAGCGCAGCCGCGAGCUCUCCGCCGCCUCCUCCUCCCCGCCCACCUCCGACUUGAUCAGUUGGUACUCGCCGCCGGGUGGAGCGGAUAGCGGCGCUCAAGCAGCAGGGUCGGCCGCGGCCGCGGCGGCCGUCGUCAGCUGGAUCGCCGACGGCGGGCGCCGCCGCUACGGGCACCGCGUGCACGCGGCCGGCGACGGCGACGACGGCAUCGACCUGUCGCUCAAGCUGUAAGGUGCAUCGACAUGCACGGCAUGCGUGCGCACGUCGUCCAUAAUGAUGUCGAUCGAUCGACUAGCUGCUAGCUUGCUAUCUUGUACGUUCGUACUUACACUACGUACGUACGUAUCACAGUUGCUCUGUGCAUGCAUGACAGGACCGGCCUUACAGUUAAAUGCUUUGAUUUGAUGUUUGUUUAGUAACGAUAUGUAUAAACCAGUA
Molecule: messenger RNA, 758 nt
Organism: Lolium perenne
Lineage: Eukaryota; Viridiplantae; Streptophyta; Magnoliopsida; Poales; Poaceae
Biological process (GO): negative regulation of abscisic acid-activated signaling pathway
Source: RefSeq, a predicted model, not a curated record